Trypanosoma rangeli is the source of this 567-nucleotide messenger RNA. RefSeq names its product DNA-directed RNA polymerase. The record is from RefSeq and is a predicted model, not a curated record. NCBI's taxonomy places the organism in Eukaryota, Euglenozoa, Kinetoplastea, Trypanosomatida, Trypanosomatidae. The coding region runs from base 1 to 567 and encodes 188 amino acids. The transcript has a single exon.
AUGUCCAGUUCGCUUAUUCGCCAGUCCUCAUAUGUGUUGUCAGGCAGCACGCGCCGUAUGAUGAGCGGUAUGACACCCUCGCGGAGCUCUUUCUGUGCGAUGGUGAGCGGGUCUGUCUCGCCCUCCAAAGCCACCAGCACCGGCGCGUUCAUGCUGAUCUGCAGCGCCCGCGUGCCAAGGAUGCGAGCCCGCUCGUACUUCGUCAGUACCGGCGCGGUCACACGAUCCUUGUCGUCACGCCGUACGGCAGAACCGCCCGCCGCCUGCCCGGACAGGACAACACCCGCGCCCUCGCCCCUCACUCUGCUCGUCGUCACUGUGCAGAGCGCUCUCCUCCUGCUCCUCACCAAAGUUGAGACUCAGCCUGUCGUCGUCCUCAUCGCGGUCGGACAUCUCCCUUUCUUCAAGCCUAGACCACCACAACGGCAACGAGCGUCUGUGAGCAUCACGCACAGCGCCCAAAACAACACAGACCGAGGGAAACAGUCACUAUUGUGCCGUGGCACACAAUGCGGACGAUGCCAGAAGAAUAUUCCGCGCACAAAAACACAUUCAUGUUGGGAGUAG